Messenger RNA from Pygocentrus nattereri (red-bellied piranha), 3686 nucleotides. RefSeq names its product chromosome 8 C12orf4 homolog (gene ferry3). Gene Ontology annotation, cellular component: cytoplasm. The record is from RefSeq and is a predicted model, not a curated record. Gene Ontology annotation, biological process: regulation of mast cell degranulation. The transcript has 15 exons. NCBI's taxonomy places the organism in Eukaryota, Metazoa, Chordata, Actinopteri, Characiformes, Serrasalmidae. The coding region runs from base 165 to 1871 and encodes 568 amino acids.
UGUUUGGGACGAUUGAAUCAGCCCACGGACGCAGGGGGUCACUGCAAGGUUUGUGUGAAAAUGAUGUAAAUAAAGUGCUGCCAUCCACUACUGUCAUCCAGACACCAGCUACGCUCAUCUCCUUUGGAAGGGUGAUUGUCCUCGAGAGCAAUUCCAGAGACUUGAUGAAUCUGUGCCCAAGCGCCUUAAAGCUGUUCUGCCAGACUGAGGUGAAAAUGAGGAAAAACAAAGGGAAAACAAACACAACUGAAAAAGAGUUUGUAUUUGAGUACAAGGCAGGCAGGAAUCACUGCGUCCUCAAAGUGCCCCUUCAGUUUCCCAUUCAAGAAAAUGUCAGUGAUCUUCAUGGGAGACUCAUGCUGCUUCAUAAAAUCCCGUGCUUUGUUGAAAAUGAGUUGAAGAGCAGACUACUGGCCUUCAUUGAGCGAGAGACGUUAGAAGAUUACGACCGGGAUGCUGAGGCAGCACUGCAGAGGCUCACCAGUGGAGAAGUUGAUAUCAAUAAAUUGACCAACUUGUGGGCGAAGGCGUACACUGAGACGACAUUGGAGCAUGCCCGGCCAGAAGAGCCUAGCUGGGACGAGGACUUUGCAGAUGUUUACCACGAGCUGAUCCACUCUCCAGCCUCAGAAACACUGCUCAACCUGGAGCACAACUACUACGUCAGUGUGUCCGAGCUCAUCAGCGAGAGGGACAUGGAGCUGAAGAAACUUCAGGAGAGACAGGCAGUAGAAAUGGACAAAGUCAUGCAGGAGCUGGGAAAGACAUUGACUGACCAUGAUGUCAAUACUGUAGCAGCGCAGCACUUUGAUGCUCAGCAGGUGUUGGAGAAUAAGUGGGCCAGUGAGCUGAAGCAGGUGACGGGUAUCCAGAAGCAGGAGUACCAGGAAUGGGUGAUCAAACUGCACCAGGACCUCCACAACCCCAACAACAGCACGAUCAAUGAGGAGAUUAAGGUGCAGUCUGGGCAGCUGGCGGAGGCCGGGGAGAUGGGGGCCAGACUCUUCGAGGAGCAGCGACAGCUGGAGGAGAGCUUCACGAUUCACUUAGGAGCUCAGCUGAAGACCAUGCACAACCUUCGGCUGGUACGUGCCAACGUGCUGGACUUCUGCAAGCAUCGCCGACAUGGCAGUGGUGGCGCUAAGCUUCGCCGGCUGCAGACGGCUCUGUCACUGUACUCGGUUUCUCUCUGUGGCCUUGUCUUGCUCGUCGACAACAGGGUUAAUUCCUACAGCGGCAUUAAGAGAGAUUUUGCCACAGUGUCCAAGGAGUGCACGGAUUUCCAUUUCCCCCGGCUGUCUGAGCAGCUUGAAGUGGUCCAGCAGGUGGUGCUAUAUGCACGGGCCCAGCGCAGCAGCAAGCAGAGGGAGCAGCCGGAGAUGCCGAGAAAUGGAAGCAGUGAUGAUAAAAGCAAGAACUUGGAACGGAACUCCUCAAACAUCCUUCCUGGUGAAUUCUACAUCACUCGGCAUUCCAACCUGUCGGAGGUUCAUAUAGUCUUCCAUCUGUGCGUGGACGACAACAUGCGUUCCGGGAACCUCACGGCCCGAGACCCAGCCAUCAUGGGUUUGCGCAACAUCCUGAAAGUGUGCUGCACACAUGAUAUCACCACCAUUACCAUCCCACUGCUGCUCGUGCAUGAUAUGUCUGAGGAGAUGACCAUUCCCUGGUGUCUAAAGCGAGCUGAGCUGGUCUUUAAAUGUGUGAAAGGAUUCAUGAUGGAAAUGGCUUCAUGGGAUGGAGGGAUCUCACGGACGGUCCAGUUCCUUGUCCCACAGAGUAUCUCAGAGGAAAUGUUCUACCAGCUGAGCAACAUGCUGCCUCAGAUCUUCAGAGUCUCCUCCACGCUCACGCUGACGUCCAAACGCUGACCGUGCCAAACACUCAGCUCUGAGAAGAUUCUCUUUGAGCAGCACUUCUAUUUCCCAUACCUCAGAAGGACAGGUGCAGGAUGUCUCAUCUUCUGUUGAAUUGCAGUGCAGGGGUAGGAGGCUUAGCUUGACAAGUGAACAUCACAGUUCACGUUUGUUAACCAUCAUUGUUCAGUAAUUGCAUCUAAAACUUUUCAAAACUCAAUCCUUUCAUUCAAGAUCCUGUCCAGCACAUUCCAUGCUUUAUUCUUACAUGACCUUACUGAAGACCCAGCCUGCUCUGGGUGUGUUUGUAUGGGUGGAUUAGAAUGCCAUUUAGUAUAGUACAGAUAGAGCCAGUAUAGAGCCAGUAUAGGUUAAAAGAAUGAGGUGUCUUCGAGUUUCCUUUUCAGCCAUGUUCAUCAAGGAUUGACAUCAGUAACGGCCUCUGGAUGCAAAAGCAUCGACCUGGGACCAAAGCUUUGAUCAUCUUAGUUUAUUUGGGUCAUUAUUUUUUUUAUGUAUAUAUGAAUAGCAUAUAAUUAAGGCAAUGAUAUAGAAAUGUCAUGUAUGUAUGUAUGUGUGUGUGUGUGUGUGUGUGUGUGUGUGUGUAUAUAUAUAUAUAAACACAUCGUUUUAAUACAAAAGCUAGAGGGGCCCAUAUAGAAAACCUUUCUAAUGCAACCAUGACUCACAUAGUGCCUCACAAUUAAUAGAUAAACAAGGCAAAAGUCCAAGAAACCUCCCAAAUAAACAAUGUAGUGUAACGAAUUCCUGCAAGUCAUCAUUACUGUUAGAGAGGACUGAAAUAAUUCUCCCUGCUCUGUAAUAAUGACUGGCUCUUUUAUGGCUUUUUGGAAAGCAGACUCCGAUUCAUGCUUGAAAUAACUUCCAUGAAUAACUUCAUCAGGGCAGGAACUUUAGGGGUCUUUUCCUCCCCCCAGGGAAGGUAAUUAAAACAUGAAAUGUUAAAGCUGUCAUUGAAGUCAUGUAGAGUCUGUCAUAACGAUCUGUGAUCUUAAAAAAGUGAGUGGCUGUCCAGCAUAGCAGCACAUGACCCGUCAAGAAUAUUUGAAGUAUUCAGUUUGUGAGCUGAUUGUGAGUCACUUCCACAGUCAAGCUGAUGUCCAAGCGCUGACCAAACCCCACACAGGGCUCUGAGAUGCAGCACCUCAAAUAAGCAGCAUACAGGGAGUCCCAUUCUAUUAUUAUCAUUAUUUUAUUGAACUGAAGUGCAGUUCAAUACAAUUUGGCAAUAAUCACUUGCUAUUGUUAAGAGACCAUCAGUAGUGACCAUAAUACAUGUUAUUGUGUCUAAAGCAGCUCUUGCGCUCUUCAUUUCACGCUAUAUUCUUACAUGAUCUUGUGAAGACCCAACCUGUUUGACAGAAUGAAUUAUCUGUCUUUCUUUCUCGACCAUGAACUCUGCUGUGGAGGGCCAGCGCAAUUUGGUCCGUUCAGUGUGCGAAUGAAUACAUGGGCCUGUCUUUAACACACUAACUUAUUAGCAAAGGGAAAAUAUGUAUGUAAUAUGAGCUCAUAUUAUCAGUGUAAGUGCAAGUGAUUAGUCUUGUACUCUCUGUGAUGACACAGUUUUUCUGAGUGCUGCAUUGCAGUCAGUCACUCCUGGCACCCUGUGUCACCCCUCUGUGUAUUGACCACCAGAGGGUGCAGUUCUAGUAUGCAGUAACAGUAUCUCUGGAUGGGAAGUCCAGUGUAUCCAGAGUUGCUGAGCUCAAAUGUCAAGUGACACCAACCAUGUGAGUGGUGUAAGUGAUUUACCAUGUGUUUUUAUAAUAUGUGCCAAUUAAAGUCCUCACUUAUUGUAAUGGCUGA